UUUGCUGAACGCUGCUUUGUUUUGGAGAUUCAAGCUUCAACAAUGGUAGCUCAAGCUGUGUCAGUUAGUGCGAGUGCUAUCUUCACUAUUGCUUCUCGCGGGAGAAGUCCUUCUCACCUCGUAUUUUCUCACAGAAACCCGUGCUCGAUUGCUUCUUCCUUUCCUGGCCCAUAUGGAGAUUCGUCAAAAGUUGGGUUAUCUAGUAAAAGCCCUCUCUUUCCUUUAAAUCUUGAUGAGAAAAAUACCUAUGAUGCUAGUACAAGUUAUGGUGCAAUUGAAGCCAGGAAGGGGAAUCCACCAAUAACACCAGCAGUGAUGACACCUGGAGGACCUCUUGAUCUCUCAACUGUUUUGUUCAGGAAUCGUAUAAUAUUCAUAGGACAGCCAAUUAACGCACAAGUGGCUCAGAGAGUUAUAUCGCAGCUUGUGACUCUAGCUACUAUUGAUGCAGAUGCAGAUAUACUGGUAUAUAUAAAUUGCCCUGGUGGAAGCACAUAUUCAGUGUUGGCGAUUUAUGAUUGCAUGUCUUGGAUAAAGCCCAAGGUUGGUACGGUAUGUUUCGGAGUAGCUGCAAGCCAAGGAGCACUUCUCCUUGCCGGUGGGGAGAAGGGAAUGCGCUAUGCAAUGCCAAAUGCUCGCAUAAUGAUACAUCAACCACAGAGUGGAUGCGGGGGUCAUGUUGAGGAUGUGAGACGCCAAGUGAAUGAAGCUGUUCAAUCUCGCCAUAAAAUUGACAAGAUGUAUAGUGCUUUCACCGGACAGCCAUUAGAGAAGGUGCAACAGUACACAGAGAGGGACCGUUUUCUGUCUGUUUCGGAGGCUUUGGAGUUUGGCCUUAUUGAUGGUGUCCUGGAAACAGAGUAUUGAAUGCAGAUAAUUUGCAGGAUAUUUUUAUUUCUAUAAAGUUGAAAGUGUUAAUUCUUAUCAAACUGAUAUUGUAGAAUUUCACUAAUUGAUGAUGUUUUGCAAAUGUUGAGAAUGGUUUUUCCAUUUCAGUGCUUCAUAAUUUUGCAAUUAU
This is a messenger RNA of Gastrolobium bilobum, 1018 nucleotides long. RefSeq names its product ATP-dependent Clp protease proteolytic subunit 6, chloroplastic. The transcript is spliced from 9 exons. Lineage: Eukaryota; Viridiplantae; Streptophyta; Magnoliopsida; Fabales; Fabaceae. Gene Ontology annotation, molecular function: serine-type endopeptidase activity; ATPase binding; ATP-dependent peptidase activity. Gene Ontology annotation, cellular component: endopeptidase Clp complex. Gene Ontology annotation, biological process: protein quality control for misfolded or incompletely synthesized proteins. The record is from RefSeq and is a predicted model, not a curated record. The coding region runs from base 43 to 867 and encodes 274 amino acids.